CAAAAAAAAAAGAAAAAAAGAUAAAUCCUCAAAUAAUAAAUACUCGAGGAAAAUAUUGACCCCAAGUAACUUGUCCUCUUGCACUGCAUAUUUGCAUGCCACCCCAGAAAGGACGAGAGAGGCAGUGAGCCACAGUGCAAGAAACCAAACCAUAAUACUAGCUCGAUCCAUGACAACUACACAUAAUUGCGGACCACAUUAACUCCACUCCACGCGUACAUCCAGCCACAACACGAGGGACACCACCUUUUCAGUGUGACCGUGUCCACUUCACUUCACUUCGCCGUGCUCGCCAUCAUCGCCGCUGUUGCUGCUGCUGCUGCUUCUUGCCAAGAAGCGAUCGAUGGUGGCGUCGCUGCGCCUCUCCCUCGCCGCGGCGGCGGCGGCGGCGCUGGCGGUGGCGGUGGCGCUGCUGUUGCCACCGCUGGCCGCGGCGCAGGGGGAGACGACGUGCCCGGCGGACGUGCCGCCGCGCGGCGCGUGGAUGUCCGUGGCGAGCUUCGGCGGCGUCGGCGACGGGCGGGCGCUCAACACGGCGGCGUUCGCGCGCGCCGUGGCGCGCAUCGAGCGGCGGCGCGCGCGGGGCGGCGCGCUGCUGUACGUGCCGGCCGGGGUGUGGCUGACGGGGCCCUUCAACCUCACCUCCCACAUGACGCUCUUCCUCGCCCGCGGCGCCGUCAUCCGCGCCACACAGGACACAUCGAGCUGGCCGUUGAUAGACCCGUUGCCAUCGUACGGGAGAGGACGCGAGCUGCCAGGAGGAAGAUACAUGAGCUUGAUCCAUGGUGAUGGCCUCCAGGAUGUGUUCAUUACAGGUGAGAAUGGAACAAUUGAUGGGCAAGGCAGCGUGUGGUGGGAUAUGUGGAGGAAGCGAACACUGCCCUUCACAAGACCACAUCUAUUGGAGCUAAUAUCCUCCACUGAUGUGAUCAUCUCCAAUGUCGUCUUCCAGGAUUCGCCAUUUUGGAACAUCCAUCCGGUGUAUUGCAGCAAUGUAGUAAUUACGAACGUAACCGUGUUGGCUCCACAUGACUCCCCAAAUACCGAUGGAAUUGAUCCAGAUUCAAGCAGCAAUGUCUGCAUUGAGGAUUCCUACAUUUCGACAGGAGAUGACUUGAUCUCCAUCAAGAGUGGCUGGGAUGAGUAUGGCAUAGCCUUUGGGCGACCCAGCUCCGGCAUCACGAUCAGACGUAUAACAGGAUCAGGACCAUUUGCAGGCUUUGCAGUGGGAAGUGAAACCUCCGGUGGUGUGGAGAAUGUCCAUGUAGAGCACCUGAAUUUCUUCGGCAUGGGUGUCGGAAUCCAUGUCAAGACCAACUCCGGAAGGGGAGGAUUCAUCCGAAACAUCACGGUCUCAGAAGUGACCCUCAAUGGAGCUCGAUACGGUUUGCGAAUCGCCGGAGAUGUUGGAGGGCAUCCUGAUGCAUCAUAUGAUCCGAGCAAGCUUCCUGUCGUCGACGGCGUGACGAUAAAAAAUGUCUGGGGUCAGAACAUCCGGCAAGCCGGGCUGGUAAGGGGUAUCAGGGACUCGGUUUUCAGUCGGAUUUGCCUCUCAAAUGUUAAGCUCUAUGGUGGUGAUUCUGUUGGUCCAUGGAAAUGCCGAGCUGUCAGCGGUGGCGCUCUUGAUGUGCAGCCAUCGCCGUGCGCAGAGCUGACAAGUACAUCUGAGAUGAGCUUUUGUACAAAUUAGAUCAGAUACAAAAGUGAAUGAUAGUCAUAUAAUCCAUCCUGAAAUAAAAUUCGUCAUGUUCCUUUUUUUUGGCAAAAGGUUGAGUUGUUGUGCCGAUUGAUUAAAAAUGUAACUGAAACAAUGAAUUGUACUUAUCCAAUAUAAUAAUUCAGUACCAUAUGUGGCAUAAAAGAUCAA
Molecule: messenger RNA, 1867 nt
Organism: Oryza sativa Japonica Group (Japanese rice)
Lineage: Eukaryota; Viridiplantae; Streptophyta; Magnoliopsida; Poales; Poaceae
Product: probable polygalacturonase
Biological process (GO): carbohydrate metabolic process
Molecular function (GO): polygalacturonase activity
Source: RefSeq, a predicted model, not a curated record